AUGGAUCAAUUACCAUAAUUUGCAGGAGAUGAUAGUUAGAUAACAUAUUUAUAUGCAUGGGGAAGAAAUAAAGAUGGAGAAUUAUCAAUAGUAAUAGAUAUAAAGAAUAACAUAUUAUAGGGUAAUUAAAAGAAAUGUAAUGCACCUAAAGCAGUACAAGGUUUAAAGAAUUAAAUGGUAUAAUUAAUAAGUUCAGGUUCUAAUCAUUCAGGAAUAGUUACAUCAGAUGGAUAAUUAUUUAUUUGUGGUUCUGCAUUGCAUGGUUUUUAAUUCAAAUUUAAAUAAUAAUUUAGGUAAACUGGGUUUUGAAGAUGCAAAUUAACCAUCUUAUCCGAAAUUCUUACUUGUAUAAGCAAUGAAAGGAUUGUUUGUGACAUAAGUAGCAACAGGAGAUUAUCAUACAUUAUGUUUAUUAGAUAAUGGAUAGGUAUAUGCAUGGGGAGGAACAUUACAUAAGAAAUUAGGAUCUAAAGCAGGUAAACCAACAAGAAUUGAAACAUUGAAAAAAUCCAUAGUAUAAAUAGGUUGUGGUGAUUUUCAUAGUGCAGCAUUAAGUACAAAUGGAGAUUUAUAUACAUGGGGAGGAGGAGGAAGAGAUUAUAAUAGAGGUUAAUUAGGUCAUGGACAUUUAAAUGAUGUUGAAACACCAUCAAUUGUUAAAGAUAAUAUAAUUAAGUUUAGUUGUGGUGGUUAUCAUAUGAUGGCUAUAGAUAAAGAUGGAGAAUUAUGGUCUUGGGGUUCUGGAAUGUAUGGAGAAACUGGUUAAGGUGAAUUUUAAGAUAGUUUAUUACCCAAAAAAGUUAAAAUCAAUUUUAAUUAAAAACAUAUUAUUAUUGAUGAUUUUUAUGUUUAAAAUAAAUAAGGUAUUUAAUAUAUUCUAUAUAUGUUAGAAUCUACUAUUAAAGAAAUUAGUUUAGGAGGACAUCAUAGUUUAUUAUUAUCUAAUAAAGGAAUUGUUUAUGCUUGUGGAUAUGCUUAACAUGGACAAUUAGGAAUUAAAGCUACUGAAAAUUAAAAUAAAUUUUAAUUAGUUAUAGGAUUAUCUGGAAAAACUAUUGUUUAAAUUGCUGCUGGUUGGAAUCAUUCUAUUGUAUUAACUAGUCAUUCUGAUGUCUAUACUUGUGGACAUAAUCAAGCAGGAUAACUUGGAGUUGCGGAUUAUGAAAGUAGAACAUAAUAUACAAGAAUCAAUUUUUUAGAAUAAAGAAGAAUUAAAUAAUUAUUUGCUGGUGGUAAUCAUUCAUGGGCAUUAAUUGAUUAUAAUCAACCUAAAAUUGAUGAUUAUUCUCCACCUUCACCACUUAAUGAAGAAGCUAAAAUUGAAAACUUUACUUAACCACUUGAUCAAGGUUUAUAAGAUUUAGAAAUUGUUAUCACAGAAGUUAAAAUGCAUCAUAGAUUUGUUAAAAUUUAAGUUCCAAAUCAAUUCUAAAAUACUAUUCAAGCAAAAAUAAAUGAUUAUUUGAAUUUUAUGCAAAAAGAUCCUAAUACUAAAUUAAGUAAAUUUUAAAAUGAUUCUCUUGCUUUAGGAGUUAAAGAAGAUAAUAAUAAGUAUUUUUAAUUAAAAUAAUUAAUUUAGAUUAUCUUAUACAAUAAUGAUGAUUAUGGAUUUAUCUUAAUACAAAAUGCCAUUUGAGGAUUUAGAUGAAGGAAAAGUGAAUCAAAUUGGAAAACAGUUUAUAGUAAAAAGAAGUACAUUCAAUAAAAAUCCAAUUUAUGAUUGGAUUAUAUAAGCCGAAAAGAUUAUGAAUAUUCCAGGAAUAUCAAUUAAAUUUUUAGAGCUUAGACCUUUAUAAUGAAUGAUUCUAC
Paramecium sonneborni is the source of this 1809-nucleotide messenger RNA. Lineage: Eukaryota; Ciliophora; Oligohymenophorea; Peniculida; Parameciidae. The record is from the annotation of a GenBank genome assembly.